AUGUCCCAGAUAGAGCCCUACAACGGGACUACGGACCCUCUUGACCACUUGGAAAGCUACCAAGCCCUCAUGGCAUUGCAAGGGUCCUCGGAGGUCGUGCUUUGCAAGGCCUUCUCCGCAAUACUCCGAGGGACAGCUCGACUUUGGUUCUCCGGGUUGAAGCCGAGCACUGUAUCCUCCUUCGAACAGCUCGGCAGGCAGUUCGCCACCAACUUUGUUGCCAGCCGACGUCAGCAGCGUACGUCGGACUUCCUUCUCGACAUCAAGCAAAAAGAGGGAGAGUCCCUCAAAGACUACAUCAACCGCUUCACCGCCGCAACCUCGGAGGUUUGCGAGCUUGAUCAGUCGAUAGCCAUGUCAACGCUAAAGACAGAAGCUCGGUCCAAUAGAUUCCUCUUCUUCAUUGAGAAGAACUUUUCCGCCGACUUCACCGAAAUGUUGGCUCGAGCUCGGAAGUAUGCGAAGGCUGAGGAGGCUAUCGCCUCCAGGCGAAGUGCGACCGAGCAGGCCUCGAAGAAGCAGAAAAGGCACCGCGAGGAGCGCGGCCGCCCGAGAAGUCGGUCCCCCCACCUAAGGAGUCCACCUCGACAGCGGGCACAGCCUCGACCGAGAUCCCCGCCUUGGCCGAGGUCUCCAUCUCGGCAGCGAAUCCCUCUGGAAAGGUACGAGAACUACACUCCACUCAACACACCUAGGACGGAAAUUCUUAUAGAGAUAGAAGGUCGGAACUAUCUCCAACCCCCACCCCCGAUGCGGAAAUCAGAACUUCGGUGCCACUUCAGGAAAUACUGUCGCUUCCACCGAGACCAUGUCCGCGACACAAAUGAAUGUUUUCAACUCCGAGACGAGAUCGAAGCACUCAUUCACCAUGGGGUCCUCAACCGGUUCGUGCAAAGCCAGCGUGAUGAAAGAAGGUCGGAGGAGAAUGAUGCACCCCCUGAAGGUCCAAAUGACAACAGGCCUAUCGCUGGCACCAUCAACCCCAUAGGAAGAGGCUCGGCCGAAGGAAGCUCUGCUGGAGAAUCGGCCGAGGGAAGGAUCCCUCCGAAGCGUCAAUGCACUUCUGAGGCCAUCUCAUUCUUGGACGAGGACUUGAAAGGAGUUGAGAUUCCUCACGAUGAUGCUGUGAUUGGCUCCAGCCUGAGCUCGCACGAGAGAAAUCAUCUGAUUAAGUUCCUCCACUCCAACAUGGAUGUCUUCGCCUGGUCGCCCAUGGAUAUGCCGGGAAUAGACCCCGAUGUUAUGGUUCAUCGACUCCAGGUGAAACCGACCUGCAAGCCUGUAAGGCAGAAGAAAUGGAUUUCUGCGCCGGAGCGACAGCGAGCGGCGGCCGAGGAGGUGGACAAACUCCUCGAGGCCAGCUUCAUCUGA
Molecule: messenger RNA, 1371 nt
Organism: Phoenix dactylifera (date palm)
Lineage: Eukaryota; Viridiplantae; Streptophyta; Magnoliopsida; Arecales; Arecaceae
Source: RefSeq, a predicted model, not a curated record